AACAGACAACCACACAAACAGCACACGACAACUUCGACCUCCAUCAAAACUACAAUUCAACAAUUCCAAUUCCUUCGACAAGAAACAUCUCGACUACAUACUGGAUACAUCUACACGCAUAGAAACCUUCAACAUCUAAAUAAUAAACUCCUCUCUUCCCGCAUUUCCAGAUCUUCAGCCUUGGGCUACAAACGGAGAUGGCCAGUCGAGCAGCCAACAACCGGUUAACCCGGGAAUACAAAACCAUAUCUGCCAAUCCCCCACCAUUCAUCGUCGCUCACCCCUCGGAAUCAAACAUUCUUGAAUGGCAUUACAUCCUCACCGGCCCACCAGACACACCCUACCACAACGGCCAAUACUGGGGAACCCUCAUCUUCCCCACCAACUACCCCUUCGCACCCCCCGCCAUCCGAAUGCACACCCCCUCCGGACGCUUCCAACCCUCCACGCGCCUCUGCCUCUCGAUCUCCGACUUCCACCCCAAAUCCUUCAACCCCGCCUGGGAAGUAAGCACGAUCCUGAUCGGGCUCUUAUCAUUCAUGACCAGCGAGGAGAUGACAACCGGCAGCGUUGGCGGUACCGAAGCCGAGCGUCGGUGGGCAGCGCAGCGCUCCCGCUGGUGGAACUCGACGGGUGGGGGAACACACAAGGAUAUCACUGGCAAGGCUGGACAGAAGGGGAAUAUCAAGGCCGGGGAUGGAGGCGCGAAGUUUGCUAGCGAGUGGCCGGAGCUGGAUGCGGAGAAUUGGAAGUGGAUGCGUGAGAACCGGGUGGAUAUUGCGACGGGGAAUCAGGCGCCGGAUUUGAGUAGUGCGGGUGCGGCGGCGGCGGGGAGUGGUGGUGGUACGAAUUGUGGGCCGGGGAUGGGAGGGCUGAGGAGGCCGAGUGGGAGUCAGGCUGUGGUUGGGGCGGUGGUUGAGGGGGGGAGAGCGGUGGGUGUGGAGGGGAGGAGUUGGGUUAGGAGGAAUAAGUUGUUGGUUAUUGGUGGGGUGAUAUUCACUUAUGUUUUGAUUGCUAGGUUGCUCGGAGAGGGACCAGGUAACUAAAGGAACAACAUUUCCAACAAGAUGAUAUAGAUGGUGGCUAUCAAGAACCCACGCGGUGGCUUGUUUGAGUAUCACGGUCGUUCGUUUGUUCUUUUGUAGUGUAGCAUGGCGUCUGGAAGGAAGCGAUAGAAUAGGAGACCAUCCAAAAAAUAUGUAUUCCCC
Messenger RNA from Cadophora gregata, 1208 nucleotides. It is a transcript of the gene UBC6, whose product is annotated as Ubiquitin-conjugating enzyme E2 6. The record is from RefSeq and is a predicted model, not a curated record. The coding region runs from base 198 to 1046 and encodes 282 amino acids. Lineage: Eukaryota; Fungi; Ascomycota; Leotiomycetes; Helotiales; Ploettnerulaceae. The transcript is spliced from 3 exons.